Sceloporus undulatus (fence lizard) is the source of this 3601-nucleotide messenger RNA. It is a transcript of the gene PCMTD1, whose product is annotated as protein-L-isoaspartate (D-aspartate) O-methyltransferase domain containing 1. The transcript has 7 exons. Gene Ontology annotation, cellular component: cytoplasm. Gene Ontology annotation, biological process: protein modification process. Gene Ontology annotation, molecular function: protein-L-isoaspartate (D-aspartate) O-methyltransferase activity. The record is from RefSeq and is a predicted model, not a curated record. Bases 337 to 1413 code for a protein of 358 amino acids. Lineage: Eukaryota; Metazoa; Chordata; Lepidosauria; Squamata; Phrynosomatidae.
CCUGGCAUAUAUUACAGAGACCUUGUUGGAUGAAAUAAACAAGAUGGAGACUAGAGCAACAGUGGCAGAAAACACAAGAUGUUUAACCAAAAACAAACUGAAAUCUAUCUGAAGGCCUAUGAUGGGACAAUAAAGUAUCUAUGAAGAAGAUAAUUGCAAAAAAGAUAGAUCCAAUAAAAGAUAGAUCAGUCCAUGUCCUAGGACUGUAUUUUCGAUAGGAUUCUGUUGAAAGCAGUAUUGAACGAGACAGGACUGCAUUUUCUUCUACACCAAAACGUCAAAGAAGCACCUGUCAAUGUAUUGCCGAAGUUAAUUGAAUUGUUAAAGAAAGUCAUCAUGGGAGGAGCUGUGAGUGCAGGAGAAGACAAUGAUGACUUAAUUGAUAACUUGAAAGAAGCACAAUAUAUUCGCACCGAGAGAGUGGAACAAGCCUUCAGAGCUAUUGAUCGUGGUGAUUACUAUCUGGAAGGUUAUAGGGACAAUGCAUAUAAAGACCUGGCUUGGAAGCAUGGAAACAUACAUUUAUCAGCACCUUGCAUUUAUUCUGAAGUCAUGGAAGCAUUGAAACUUCAACCAGGAUUGUCUUUUCUCAAUCUGGGUAGUGGAACUGGCUAUUUAAGCACAAUGGUGGGAUUAAUAUUAGGGCCUUUUGGAAUAAAUCAUGGAAUUGAACUUCAUCCAGAUGUGGUAGAAUAUGCCAAGGAAAAACUUGAGAGCUUCAUAAAAUAUAGUGAUAGUUUUGAUAAGUUUGAAUUUUGUGAACCUGCCUUUGUAGUUGGCAACUGCUUACAAAUAGCAUCAGACAGUCAUCAGUAUGAUCGGAUUUACUGCGGAGCUGGUGUACAAAAAGACCAUGAGAACUACAUGAAAAUCUUACUGAAAAUUGGGGGCAUUCUAGUUAUGCCUAUAGAAGAUCAGCUAACCCAAAUCCUGAGAACUGGACAGAAUACCUGGGAAAGCAAAAACAUUCUCGCUGUUUCAUUUGCACCACUUGUGCAACCAAGCAAGAGUGACACCAGCAAAAAUGAUACUGUAGGACUACCACCCUGUGCUGUUAGGAAUUUACAGGAUCUGGCGCGGAUCUACAUUAGACGCACUCUUAGAAACUAUAUAAAUGAAGAAAUGCAAGCCAAGGGUAUUACUCAAAAGCCUCCACCAAAACGUAAACGCAGAAGGUGCCGUAGGCGCAGAAUUAAUACCUAUGUGUUUGUAGGCAAUCAACUCAUUCCUCAGCCUCUAGAUAGUGAAGAAGAAGAAAAGAUGGAAGAAGACAACAAAGAAGAGGAUGAUAAAGAACACAGUGAAGCCUUGAAGCCAGAAGAACCCCCACGAAAUUUACUGAGGGAAAAAAUUAUGAGCCUCCCUCUUCCUGAAUCGCUGAAAGCCUACUUGACAUAUUACAGAGAAAAGUAACUUUAAAUGGAGGUGAUAAUGCCUACUUGAUAGUUCCAUAAUUCUUGAAAUGUAGCAUUUACUAAGAAAUUCAUGGACAAAUACUGGUAGUCUUUCAGGAAGACUAAAGUACAGUGAUGAAAUGAAACAUAAUUUGUCUUAACUUUGCUACAAGGACUCGCAUUCAGCAGUAGACUUCUAUUUUAAAUCCACUUUUCAUUAUCUUUUUUGAAAAAUGCUCUUUUAACUCUGAUAGAAAUAUAUUCCAAAGCAGUAUACAGCACUAAUUAAGAAUUUGCAUGAUGAAUCUUUUUGCUCCCUGACAAAUUCGUACUGAUGAGGGUUAAUGAAUUUUUUUUACAUGUGAAUAAUUGAACAACUGUGUCCAGACAUCAAUAGGGACUGUCUGCAUUUAUUCUCUAAAGAACAUUCUUGAAUAUGCAGAGAUUUUUCAUCUCAUAUUGAAUUGAACCCUUUAUUUUUACCAUGGCUAUAUAGCAAUCAUUGUUACUGUGUUGAAGUGAAUGUAUUCCAAGGAAUACAUGAGUGCAAUAACUGUGUGCAGACACUGAAUGAGCUGGCUUUAAUGAAAGAUGAACAUUCAAGUUCAGAAAUGUCAGGUAGUCCUGCUAUACUUUCUGUAAUAUUUCUUGCCAAAAGAUCUAAGAAAAGUGACUGCUUCUCUCAGAGCCUUAAGAAGACACUUUGUUGAGUGUGCUUUUUUAAAAAACCAAACAAAAACAGUAAUACAACUCAUUUUCUUUAACACCAGCCUAUACGAUAGUCAUAAAAUAUUUCUCAACUUUACAGUGUUUAUGAAAAAAUAUUUAGUUUCUUCUAACAUUCAUGGUACAGAAAACCUAGUUCUUAUAUAAAAGAUUGUAAUUUAGGUUUCAGCUACUAUAUUUACUACUUAAUAGGGUAGAAUGACUAAAAAGAAUAGCUUGUACUGCUUAUUGGUAUAGCUGUAAAGGAUUCAUUCACCAGGUGCACUUUACAUGGAUUCUGUACCUUAUUUAUCUCAGAACAGGCAAGGCAAAUAGUUCUUACAAUUGUUCUUAUACUCAUCCUCUGGAAACCAGUAACCUUACAAGUUUGGGGACUGACAUUUUUUGACUGUAUUGUUCCAUUUGCUGUUUUCCCCCCCAUUAUUUAAUUACAUUGUUUGAAGGGGUUAUUUUCUUUUUGCAUGAUGGAGUAUCUAAUUUUCACUAGCUUUAUCAUUUUAAAACUUAAUCUAAAAUAUCAGUGGGAUAUUUUGAAUUCAAGGUAUGCUGUAGAAAACGUCUCGUAUUAAGGAUACCUGAUCUUUUAGGGUCCAAUCAAAAGCAUUCCUUAUGGAGAGAGUUCCUACACAAUUCACUAUUGUGGUUAUAUACUUUAUUGUGGUUUAAUACAAUUAAAAUGCAUAAAGCAAAAUAAGAUCAGAAUAUACAGAAAACAUUUUAUAUGUUCUCACAACCUGAUACUUUAAUCAUAGAUGGCAACCAGUUACAUUACACCUAAUCUAAAUGUCAUAUUCUGUGGUAUCUGCAAUAUUAUAAACAUCUUGCUGAACUCCAGUCUAUGAAAUAUGUGGUUUUAAUUUUAGGCUUGAUUCCUUGCUUUAUUUGCUAAUUAAAGCUUUUCGGCAUGGUGAUAUCAAAAAUUAAUUUCUGCAAAAACAAGUUAUUCUGGUUUACUAACCAGCACAUUAGAUUGAUUCCUGGAAAUUUAGACUGAUUAAUAAAUACAGGUGGCUGGAAAUAAGUGUACCAUCCUUGUUUCACAGCAAUAAAAACUUAGAAAAAGUUUUCUAUAUAACUACUGCAGUAAUUCUGAAGGUUCAUCUGUGGGAAGCAUUGACUAUAGAACAUUAGUUUUAUUUGAUAAGAUAGAAUGAGAUUUUAGGCAUUCUGAAAGUCAAGUUGUAUUUUCUGGUCUUGGAAUUUCAUCAUUUCUCAGUUGUCAGAGUGCAAAAUAUUAAAUAAUUAUCUUUCAAGAUAGAACUUUAUAUUUUGAUUGACUCCAUGUGUUUUUUUCCAUUCUGUUGUACUCUUGUUCAAAUAGAUGAGUUAUGAAUAUCCAGUAUGUAAUUUUUUGAGUCACAGAAACAAUGUUUCUUUUGUGUUUGUGAGUUUAUUUCACAUUCUUGGAUUUAUAUUUACUUUUAAAAUAAAAUCAUAAAUUGCAAAAUGAAUCAAAAUUAAACCUUUUGUCAUAAUUCCAA